AUGCAAUGCUUUUGCUCUGUUGUUUUUGCUGAAGGAAUUGAUUUUAAUAAAUAGUUUCAUCCUAAGAGUCUCCUCUGAGGUAUUCAAUCUAUCUUUUUGUCAUUUUCUUAGUUUAAGUCUUUGGUUGAUUUAUUAUGGAAAAUUAUGAUAUUUUGAUAAUUGGUAUAAAGCCCACUUGAGUUUCAAUGUGUUUAUGGCUGAGGACCAGUGGGUGGCUGGCAACAAUUCUUUUUUAUGAAUUUAUGGUGCUUUUUAUGUAUAUUUAUAGUCAUCUUUUCAUGAUGUUCAUUCGAUAUAUCUUUUUUUCCAUGAUUAUGUUCGACUAGUCAUGGAUUUUUCAAAAAAUGCUUUUGUUGCUGUUGGGGACAAUGAUAAAAGGGAAAAGUUUAAAAAUGUAAGUUUGGGUGAAUGUGAUGAAAUUAAAAUUGGAAUGCAAGUGAGAUCUGAAGAAGAAGCAUAUAACCUUUAUAAUGAGUAUGUUUUAAAAAGGGGAUUUAGCAUUCAAAAUGCAGUUAAACGGGAGUAUAAUGGUGUUAUUAGGCAACGAGAAUUUGUGUGUUCAAAACAAGGUUUUAAAGAGUUUGAAGACCCUUCUAAUGUUAAAAAGAAUCAUAAUUUAGAUGUAAGAAUGGGUUGUCGUGCUAGGAUCCGGUUUGUUGUAAAAAAUGAUAUUUGGAGUGUUUCACACUUUAAUGACACACACAAUCAUGAAUUUGCAACUCCAAAAGAAAGAUGUAACUUGAGAUCAGGAAGUAAGGUGCUACUUGCUCAUGGGAAUAUAAUUAGCACAAUGGUUAGUUUGGGUAUAAAAGCAACAAAGUCUUACUCAUUUUUGUCAAAAGAACUUGGUGGUGCAAAUAAUGUUGGGUUCUCUAGGCGAGAUUGUCAUAAUUUUGUGCAAACAAAAAGAAAAGAAAUUAUGGAAGCUGGUGAUGGGCAAAGUAUUAUUAAUCAUUUCAAAGAAAAACAAAGUGAAGAUCCAAUGUUUUUUUAUUCGGUGCAAGUAGACCAAGAUAAUAGAAUUGCAAAUUUCUUUUGGAGAGAUGGUUCAAAAUUAGAUUUUGACUCUUUUGGGGUUGUUGUUAUAUUUGACACCACUUAUCAAACCAAUAAGUACAACUUAAUUUGUGCACCAUUUGUGGGAAUCAAUCAUCAUUGGAACAAUGUUUGGUUUGGUUGUACUUUUUUAUCAGAUGAGACAACUCAGUCAUUUAUUUGGUUGUUUGAGACUUUUUUUUUUACUGCAAUGGGAGGUCAACAACCAAAAUCUAUUUUUAUAGAUCAAGAUCAAGCGAUGGCAAAUGCUAUUGAUAUGGUUUUUAGUGAGUCUUGUCAUCGACUUUGUUUAUGGCAUAUUAGUAAAAAUGCUCAAAAAAAUCUUGUUGGAAUCUAUGGUGUUCCAGAUUUCAAUUAAAGAUUUAAUCAUUGCUUAUAUGGUGGGUGUUCAAAUGAAAUGGAGUUUGAGUCAACUUGGAGCAAAAUGAUUGGGAUGCAUAAUUUAAAGGACAAUACAUGGUUGGACAGGUUAUACUAAAUUUGAGAAAAGUGGUGCCCAACUUUCAAUCUCGAUUUCUUUUUUGCAAAGAUGAAGUCUACCCAAAGAAGUGAGAGUACAAAUAGUGUUUUUCAUCAAAUUAUGAAAACAUCUAUGCCUUUUAUUGAAGUUAUUAAAUUUUAUGAGGAAAAGGCCGCACAAAUGCGACAAGAUAAAAUAAAUGAAGAUUUUCGUUGUAAGAAUGGUGCACUUGGGAAAGUUCAUAAGCACAGGUGCAUUUUAAGUCAUGCUGCUAAAGUUUAUACUCUUGCUUUGUUUGGAAUGUUUGAAGAAGAGUUUAAUUUAGGUAUGGGAUUGAAUUGUGUUGAAACUAAUCAUUGUGAGAAUAACUUUACAUAUUCACUAAGUAGUGGGGAGAGUAGAAGGAUUCAUAUUGUGCAUUUUAAUCGGGUUGAAUUAAGUAUUUGUUGUGAUUGCAAAUUAUUUGAGACUUUGGGGUUGUUAUGUUGCCAUGCUUUAAGGGUUUUUCUUGUGAAUAAUGGGAAUUAUAUACCCGACAAAUAUAUAUUAAGUAGAUGGACAAAAGAUGCAAAGAAAAGGUUGUGUAGCUCUGUUGAUUCAUUUAAAUCAGAUGAGAAAUCGACUCAUGUAUUGAGUAUGAGCAAUUUAAGUCUUUUGUGGUAUAAAUGUUGUGAUAAGGCUGCACUGACUAAUCAUGGGACCAAAAUAGCAAUGGAUAGUCUAAGUGAGCUAUUAUGCAAGCUUGAAAAGAGUUCAGUAGAUACAUAUAAGGUGAAAGACGUUGGUAAAAAAUGUCCUCAAGAUCUCAUACAUGAUGAUGAUGUGCAACCUUGCUUAGAUGGUAAGAGAUCAAUCCUUGAUCCGCCAGAUGUGAGAAAGAAAGGGAUAACCAAUUUUAGAAUAAAAAUUCAACUGGAAAAGAAGUAAAGAAAAAAGAUAGUGAAUAAUGCAACCACUUCAAAAGCUCCAAAAACUAUUUCUAUGGUACAUGGUAAGUACAAAACUAGUACUCAAGCUUUCUUUUUCUUAUUUUUUGCUUGUUGAGUUUAAUUGUGUGUUCUUACAAGUUAAUAAAAUUAUAAAUAAAAAAAUAAAAAAAACCCUACUAUGUGUGUGUGUAUAUAUAUACACUUAUAAACCCUAAAACUAAUCCUCUCAUUUCCCAACACACACUCACCAACCUCCAGCCACCCAUUCUCUUCUCCCACUCUCACUCACUUUCAAUCUCACUGUCGGCCCAAGAUGUCACCGCCUUGCCUCAAGCACUCCCUCAACCGAUCAAGCACCACGCAACUGGUAACUCAUCCAAGCCACCACAGCCAAAACCAAGCCCAGAAAACAAGAUCCUCGCCGACAAGCCUAGCCACAAUCAACUGAUCAAGCUCCUCGCCCAUUGCAGAUCCACCGUGAACCAUCACAUGUUACUGAUCCACAAUCAGUGUGGUUUGGGUUUUUUUCUUUUCGUGACUUUGUGAGCAAAAUUUGGGUUUGGGUUUUUUUUUUUUUUUUUUUUUUUUUUUUUUUUUUUAGCCAAAUUUGUUGGGUUUUUUUGGUGUUUUGUUGUUGGGAUUUUCAAAUUCGCUAAUUUUAUUUAUGGGUUUGCAAAAUUUCUGGGAUUUGUUGGAUAUUUUGUAUAGAUUAGUUUGUUAGAUCUUGGCAUCCAUUUGGAUGGCAAGAAAAUUUCCAAGAAAAUUACAUGUAUAUUCUGUGAUUUCUGAUUUUGGGUUUGUACUGAUUUUUGGGUUAUGAUUUUGAGUCGGGGCUCGUGGGCCCUGUGGAGCCCGAUGGGUUAGGUUUGGGUGCAACAAAAAAAACUCGUUUAUUAAACGGGCCAGGUUCAGGUAACGGGUACAGGCCCGCGGGUCAGGUCCGAGCAUAAAGAAACCCGACCCGUUGCCAUUCCUAACAAGAAUGUUUCAAGAAAGUACCUCAAUAUCAAACUUGAAUCAAGGCCCUACUAAAAAUUUCUGAAGUAUGAAGAAAAGAAUUUUGGACAAUAUACUGCAUAGCUCAUGGACAACAUUUUUGGACAGUUUUUUGGAUAGCAUUUUGUUAUCAUUGCACAGUGGAGGAACCUUUUAGAUAGUAUAUUUGACUUGAAAAUUUUAUAGAUAACAUAGUUGAAAAUUUGGACAAGUGAUUGCAUAGCCGGACACUAAUUAUAGCUGUCAUUUUGUAAAGCUUUUGUAACAAAUGAAAUUACUCAAAC
This is a messenger RNA of Quercus robur (English oak), 3725 nucleotides long. RefSeq names its product protein FAR1-RELATED SEQUENCE 5-like. NCBI's taxonomy places the organism in Eukaryota, Viridiplantae, Streptophyta, Magnoliopsida, Fagales, Fagaceae. The transcript has 2 exons. The record is from RefSeq and is a predicted model, not a curated record. The coding region runs from base 329 to 1414 and encodes 361 amino acids.